Messenger RNA from Stylonychia lemnae, 1071 nucleotides. NCBI's taxonomy places the organism in Eukaryota, Ciliophora, Spirotrichea, Sporadotrichida, Oxytrichidae. The record is from the annotation of a GenBank genome assembly.
AUGAGGUCAAAGAAACAGAAAUCUAAGUUGGAUAUUCUUUUGUGGGAUAACAAAGAAGAAUACUAUAAUAAUUUAGGCUAUAGCGUUUAUAUUUCAUUCGCCAAGCUAUAAAUUGCGAGGUUAAUUAUGAUCGUUAAUUUGCUUUUCACUUGGGGAGGCUGUGUAUAUAUAAAUAUGAGAAAGUCUUUCUUGUACUUAAACUUUUGGGCAUUAUCUUUUACAUGCCUGGCAUUUAUAUUCCUAUUUUUAUCCUCAGGGAGAUAAAAAGUAGAGAGAAUCCUGACCGAAGAGGGUAAAAUUAUUCCUAAGAAGGAAAGAUCAGAGCUUUGGAAGAUCGGUUUAUUUUUCUAUACUAUGGCUUGGCCUUUAGUUUUUGCAUCAAACUUGCUUUUCUUUACUUGGGUCCAGGAGGAAUAAGUUUGCCAAACUUAUAUAGAUUUUGGAUUUGACAUGUGGAGAUCAAUGGUUCUUGCUUCUACUGUUUCAGUUCCCUUAAUAUUCUUACUAAUUGACUUCUGUUUCAAUAAACUUGUGAUGUCAUACAGACAAAUAAUAGUCAACUAUAUUUUUAUCUGUGUGUACAUGCUAAUUGCGACAAUCGGAUCAUUUAUUCAAGAUAAGCCAAUAUAUGGAGAUAAAAUGUCGUUCUUUAAUCAUUCCCCUUAUGAUUGGGACAAAAUUCAAAAUAAUGUUACUCAGCAACAUUAAGACAGCAAAUAAGCAAUGGCUCUAUUUAGUCGUUGUAAAAAUGAAACUUUUAAAAUGUGGACAGACCAUGAAGUCUCAGUUAAUUAAACCAAUCCUGGAAUAAGUAUUAAUAGUAUAGUAAUUUAGCCUGACAAAGCAAAAACUUCUAUAUCAGUAGGAAUCAUCUUCUUAUCAAUCACAGUUGCUCAUUUCUUAAUUGCUUAUAUUUCAAAUUGGAAGGCUGAUAAAGCCUAAAUUGAACCAGCUGUAAGAGCUAUAAGUGUGGAGGAAUUAAACUCUAAAUCUAACAGAGACACACUUUCUUUGAUAAUGGAUGAACCCACUGCGAGAAAAUUUCUUAAAGAUAAAUAAGCAUAUUAAUGA